Serpula lacrymans var. lacrymans S7.9 is the source of this 1516-nucleotide messenger RNA. RefSeq lists its product as uncharacterized. Bases 229 to 435 code for a protein of 68 amino acids. Lineage: Eukaryota; Fungi; Basidiomycota; Agaricomycetes; Boletales; Serpulaceae. The transcript has 2 exons. The record is from RefSeq and is a predicted model, not a curated record.
CCGAGAUAGGAAUAUGAUUAGUGGGGACACCUGAUCAGUGACAGUUCGGUGGGGCUACUUUGGAUUAACUUGUCUCGAAUUUGGGCUUGAAAGCUUUGUUUGACUGCGAGAUCUGGGGUGGGCCCAGGAACGAGAAAUAUCGAGAUUGGAGACUGAAAACGGGGUUGAGGAAUUGUGGUACCAUUUUUUGUGGGAUCCUGGAGGGUUUCCUGGGAUUUGAUACGGGGUAUGCGAGUACGCGCGGCCGUCUGGAUUGAUGGUGUCAGUCGCGCAGAGGCGAUGCAACGCAGAUACGUCUCUAGCUACGCAAAGGACAUGUGUCAUUCCGCCCUCGUUCCUCGUUCGUUCGGAAAAGGACGCAAGGUUAUCGUCGGUACCGCGACGCAGAAAGAUAAAGCUAUCCGCGUGUGUAACGGGGCAACAGGUUCGCGGUAGGUUACCGAAAGUGAGCUGAUAUAGGUUAAUCGCACCCCAGUCACAGGCCCAUGACGGCACUGUAGCGACGGACGCUAAAAGGAAUUGAUAGACAUGAGCCCGAAGGCUUGCUGUGUCGGUAUGAUGGAUGAUGUAGGGAGGUGACGUUACAACGUCCCGGGCCCACGGCUGCGCGUAUGGGUGCCCACCGGUAAGAUGCUGCAGAGUUCUAUGCAGUGGAAGGAUGUCGAUUCUGCCUAGUAUGUGCCUAUGCUUACUGGAUGCGGGUGAUGCGGCGGGGACGAUGAGCGUACGAGGCCAGUGAAAGCCUGGAUAUAGGCCAGUGCGCAGCCGGGAUCGAACGAGAUCACCCGAAGGCUUCUUGCACAGUCCAUCUCAACUGAUAUUUCACUCAUUCGACACGGCGGCCAGAGAUGAUUGCUAAUCAACAAGGUUGGAAGUGUUCUAUGUUUACGGCAAACCACAUACUCUGCAUUUGGAAAUAAGUUCCAGCGCCACAUAAGAUGGCAGGACGAGACAAAUAGGGAACGGGGGGCGUGGCAUGACAAAGAGGCAGCGAAAGGGGAGAGAAGGUCGAGGGAGACGUGGGAAACAAGACAGGAAAGCAACAGACAGGUGCAGAUUAGCUUGUCUGUGGCAAGGUACGGCACCGGCAAGCUGGUGGGCCGGACGUACAUAAGGUGGUGGGUACAGUGACGGCAUAGCCACGUUGCAGGCUUGUGCUGGUGUUGUGCAGAUACAUCAUGUCACGGAUUGACGAGAUGGAAUACAUCACGGAUCCCGUGACCCGUACAUCCUGCAAAGGUGCAACAGCAGAAAUCAGAAAUAUGAUGCAGAUGUGAGUGAGGCGAGCCGUCGAUCAAAUGAGCGAUAGGAAGAGGAGGUGAAGAUGCGAAGUGUCUGACAGCGACAGAAAUGUCUCGGUGGUGAUGGCAACAGCCAUGGUCUGAAACACAGAUGGAGAGCUGGCACUAGCGCCAGAGAGCCACUGGCGGUGCGCUGCCUCGGUGGACGAGGACGAGGAUAUAGGAUUAUGCACAGUAAGGUUGAACGAGGAAAGGUGACUAAAGAGGGCUGUGUC